Messenger RNA from Mugil cephalus (flathead mullet), 1719 nucleotides. RefSeq names its product RAS-like, family 11, member B (gene rasl11b). Bases 211 to 957 code for a protein of 248 amino acids. Lineage: Eukaryota; Metazoa; Chordata; Actinopteri; Mugiliformes; Mugilidae. The transcript is spliced from 4 exons. Gene Ontology annotation, molecular function: GTP binding; GTPase activity. The record is from RefSeq and is a predicted model, not a curated record.
GCAGCUGCAUUCACCGUGUCUUCUCCUCAGACUCCACCACCACCACCAACAACCAGACCCGGCGUUGCAUUUCAACCUUCUUUUUUUCCCUCUUUGGCGAGCGAUAAAGGAUUAAUUUCACCUGCUUUAUCAGAAAGCGCUGACAGCUUUACGAAUUUAUUUCGUUUUUGCUUGCGACGGAACUGUCAAACGGACAAAAAGUAAAUAAAAAUGCGUCUCAUCCAGAACAUGACGACCAUUGCGGAGUGUACAGCACCUGAAUACCCGGUCCCCAACCGGGCCAUCAAAAUAUCUGUGAUAGGAGGCAGCGGAGUGGGAAAAACAGCACUCGUUGUGAGAUUCCUCACGAGGCGAUUCAUCGGAGACUAUGAGCGAAAUGCUGGUAAUCUGUACUCCAGAGAAGUCCAGGUGGAUGGAGAACAAGUGACCAUCCAGGUUCAGGACACUCCUGGUGCAGAGAUGACUGAUAACGGUGUCAACCUACCCGACCACGUGACCUGCUCCAUUCAGUGGGCCGACGCCGUGGUGCUGGUGUACUCCGUGACGGACCGCCGCAGCUUCGAUUUGAUCAACCAGUUGCACCAGCUGGUGGUCCGCACCGGCGCCGCCAGCAUGCCCCCCGUCAUCCUGCUGGCCAACAAGGCGGACCUGGUGCACCUGCGGCGCGUCGACUCCCAGCAGGGGCCCGUCCUGGCGGGAACGCUGGGCUGCUCCUUCUACGAGGUGUCCGCCAGCGAGGACUACAGCCAGGUGCACGGCGCCUUCCACAGGCUGUGCUGCCAGCUCGCCAAGCAGCCGGCCCCGGCCUCCAGCUCCUCGCACGCCUCCCCCGGCGCCACCACGGAGAAGAGGCGCUCGCCCCUCAUCCCGAGGCCCAAGUCGCCCAACAUGCAAGACCUGAAGAGGCGCUUCAAGCAGGCGCUGUCGGCGAAGGUCAGGACUGUCACGUCGGUGUGAGGGCGCGCCGAGAGAUUUGAAAGUGGUCCAGAGCGGCCACGCAGAGGAAGCUUUGAAUGAGGAAGAGAAAAGAGAACAGAGGAUUCUCAACUUAAAUCCUGUACCACUCCCUGAAGAACGCGGGUGUGAGAUGAACAGUCUUAGCAUCCACAUAGCGGGCUGAUGAAUCUUUACAGAGGUCAUGACCUCGAGGCGGGCAGGAGGCUGUCCGAUGAUGUGGGAGAGAAGCAGUGAGGGGGAGAGACAACAAACCUGAGGACACAGAAAAGCCGCCACCUGAGGCUGAAGUGAACCACAAAGUCUGCACAUAUAAAAAAAAAAAAACUGUUAAUCAAACUCUCCUGGCAACAGCAGCUCUGAAGGACUGCUUAUUUUUAGCUGUGCCGCCAAUCAUGGCUGUUCUUUAUUCAGACUCUGCCACUGCUAAAUGCUGGUAUUAUUAUACCAACCACUUUAGCCAGGGUCCUGUGCAGCUGUGUGCGCUCAGUCUCUUUCAUGUCAGUAUGUGCAGUGUGUGUAUAUAUACAUAUAUAUUUUUUUUCUUUUGCAGUCUUCACAACCGUCUCUGCGAUGAGAGGAAGGGGUUUGGAGUAUUGUAUAGGGGCAGCAGAGUAUGUAGCAUGUUGGUUAAGUGUUGGUUAAAAUCACUUAUGCACUUUAUUAAAAGAAAAAAGGAAAAGUCCGAAGGGCUUAUUGUUAUUUAUUUGCUAUGAAUUCACUUUUUUUUUGUGCACAAUAAAAUGACGAUGGAUCUAAAAUGAA